GUAUGCACCACUGUUAAUCGCCAUUUUGAGAGAAAAUUGCUGCCAUGGCCGCCGUUCAGUGGAAUGCGGCUGCUCAAGCGGCCCAAGCAGCGCAAUGGUCACAACAAUAUUCUGGAGGUCUUGCACCUCCUGGCACGACAGACUCAACCAAUCAGGCGCCAGCGCCCGGCGUAGAGAAUCCUGCAUGGAAGAAAGCACAGGAGGCCCUGGAGAAAGUGAAAGAGAAGGAGAAGCAGGAGUCAACAGUUACAGAAAACCAGCAGAAAAACAUGCAACAACAACAACAAGAACAAUACCAACAAUACUACCAGCAGUAUGCUCAAUAUGCCAUGUAUCAGCAGCAAUAUGGAUACCAGUAUCCAUAUCAGCCUGGAUACAACCCUGCAUUCUACCAACAGUACCCAAAUCCUGGGGGCAUGUACCCAGGAUACCAGCCCAAUAUGCCUGGCCAGGCACCUAACAUGCCACAGUUUCCGCAACAGCCACCCAACAUGCCAGGCCCCCCACCACCACAACAACAACAACAAAAUCAACAACAACCACCUAUGAUGGGUCCAAACCAAGACAACAGCAACCAGCCCCCAAUGUCUGGACCUUGGACCCAGAAUCAGCAGAGUUAUGCUAAUGUCGUUAAGGGGAACAACCAACCGGGGACCAAUACAUGGAACUUCUCACAGAGGGGCCCCAAUGACCAUCCCAAUCAACCACCAAACCAAAUGAAAAUGAAAGCUGCUCCAGGUGCAGGGAUAAAAUUCAACCUUCCCAAGCGGCACCAGCAGAUGGGGAACCCACUAGCAUCAGCUGGCCACUCUGCAGGGUCGAACAACCAGCGGCAGACCAACUCGGAGCCACUGCACCAGCAGCAACCGCCGCAGUCGUUCCGAGGCCGCCAAGGUCAGCGUCAAGACAGGGAUCAACACGAGGAACCCAGUCCUCAACCUCAACAUGACAAUUCACUGCCUGCAGGGGGUGGAGGCACACCAAACCCAAGCGACUGGCCGCCAAGUCUCAAGGAUUAUGUACAAAGAGCCUUUGCCCGAUGUGAAAAAGAGAUAGACAAAGAUCAGGUAGAGAUCAUCCUGAAGGGUAAACUGACUCAAGUGUUUAACAAUGGGACAGCCUGGACAAUAGACUGGAACACUGAACCACUGCCAGGUAUCCACAGUGACCGAGUUAAACAGGAGACCACCCACAGACCAAGCAGAUGGGGGGAGUCAGAGGGUAGACAACAGAACCAGGGCCCAAACAGGGGACUGCAGGGUGGUAGGAACAGGUUUAGGUCAAGAUCAAGAAGUAGAUCGCGGUCCAGAAGCAGAUCCAGGUCCAGAUCUCACUCCAGAUCUCGAUCCCGCUCGCCGCGCCCGUACAACAGCUACAACCGGCGCUACAGGAGGAGAGCAGGCAGCAGUGGGAGCUCGAGUUCGUCCGACAAUGACACCAGAUCCGGCCGGGGUGUCCCGAGGGGCCGUGGUAGGGGCAGAGGGCGCGGGAGAGGCAAGGGCAACCAGACUCCUGGGAAAGGAAAGAACAAGAGAAAGAAGAAUGACUUUCAGUUCAGCUACGAUGAUCCCAACAAGGCCGCUAAGCUGCAGAAAAGAAUGGCUCGCUUCGCCGGAGACAGGAAACCUCGGUCACAACCCCUUCAACUCACUAUCAACAACUUCAAUAAUGAUAAUGACGACAGCGUAGAUUGCUGGGACCCCGAUCACACUGUCAUCGGGAUGUGUCAGGACAUCGAGAAACCCUACCUCAGGCUCACCACUGCACCAGACCCGUCUCUUGUACGGCCAGUUGAAGUGCUGAAGAAAGCUUUGGAAAACGUCAAGGCCAAGUACAAGGCACUAGGAGACUACCACUACGCCUGUGAACAACUCAAGUCUAUCAGACAGGAUCUCACGAUCCAGUGUGUUCGAGACAGUUUUGCAGUGCUCGUGUACGAAACACAUGCAAGGAUAGCCUUGGAAAAGAUGGACUACCAUGAGUUCAAUCAGUGCCAGACCCAGUUGAAAGCGCUGUACUCGGAGGGGAUUGAGAACGGACACAGUUGGGAGUUCACAGCAUACAGACUCAUCUACUAUAUCUUCACCAAAAACAAAGCUGAUAUCACAACAUGCCUGGCCUCGCUAACAAAGGAGAUGCGGGAAGACCCUGACAUAGCCUUUGCCCUGUCCCUCCGCUCAGCUUGGGCGCUUUCCAAUUAUCACACGUUCUUUAAGUUGUAUGGGUCCGCCCCCAAAAUGUCGGGCUAUCUCAUUGACAUGUUUGUUGACAGGGAGCGCAAGGCAGCGCUGAAGUUGCUGAUCAAAUCGUACGUCACGGUUCUUUUUAUCAUUUCUAUCAACUCCUCUUUUCCCCCUCACACCAAAUUGUCCUCCAUACCUAAUUUACACAAGGGCAAAAACCAGAGGGUACUAAAACUGCAUUCGUCAAAAUUUCUCUGCGUGUGUAUCGCUGUAUGUCAAAGCAGGCCAAUUUACACACAGGAAAAUGUGUCAUAUACAUAUGCAGUUUCUGUACCAUCAGGUUUUCGCCUGUGUGUAAAUUGGGUUUAAUUUUACUGUGUGUGCAUGUGUGUGUUUUUUCCUACCUACAAAAAUUAACACAAUUGCAUGCAAAUCUCUGUGUUCUCCUAAAAUUAUUGUUUUGCCUUGCACGCAAAUUCCUAAUCCUAAACAAGUGAUUUGAGCUUCUUUUUUUUUUUUUUUGAGCCCUCUACCAAGAAAUCAAUUGUAAAACCAUAUAGACUAGAGUACAUUCAGGAUAAUAUUUGGUACAAAAAUGUAGUAAUGUAUUUCAUGAUUUCAACCUCAAACCUGUGUAAUUUGCAGUCAUAUGUAAGUAGGUUAUCAUUAGUUUAACCACUUUUGAUUUAAAAGUGUUAAGUAUGGUACCUUUAUUCUUAGGAGGUCCACCAAGUAAGGUAGGCAAGAUUCUUACUUUUGGUCGUAAUUUCUUGUAAAGGUUGCUUUUUCCAAAGGGGAUAUCCAGAUAUCGGUAGGUAUUUCUUUGCAUUUGUCUACGGUAUAUACUCUAGGGUGUUGACGAAGUUAUUGUUUUGAUGUUGUUUAACAUAUUGUUUUCUCUCCCCAACCACCACCAUGUAGCUACCGCCCCAUGUUACCUGUAUCGUAUGUCGUGACCGAGCUUGCGUUUGACUCGACUGAGGUCUGCGUAGAAUUCCUGACGUCCCUCGGUGUGGUUUUGACGGCAGACCAAUCCAAAGUGGACUGCAAGCUAAGCAUGUCGGCCUUGACCGGGUUCUAGAAAAGCUUUCUAGCCUUCCUGACGAAAGGGUUCUUUCCUGAAUGCCAGAGCCCCAUUCAAAAUGAUUUUCAAUAGUUAAACAAAAAAGGAAGCUGUGAAAAUAGACUAUUCCUUCCUUACAACACAAUUUUUAAACAAAGCCUACUCUAACCCUACAAAUGUGAAAAGCUAUGAUCCUUAGACAAGCCUUCGGAAUUUUUAGUACCUGUUUCGCAGGUUGCUAGUUGUGAGUCCUGCACGUUUUUAUACCAGUGACAAAGAAAGAGCAGAAAGUUAUAUUCCUAUCAAUUUUCAGUGAUUGAACAAAUAAGAAGAUGUUGUAAAUAUGGAAAAUAUAUUUAUCUCAUUGCAACUAAAACUAAACAUUACUAGCAGAGCUUUAGAAUGGAUACAGUGUUGUACAGUUGUGUAGAGAAAGUGUGUCAAAAAAAUUAGUAUUUUUUUUUCUUUUUGGACACAACGUUGUAUUUUUGGUGUCCUGUUUUUCCCCAAUUUUUCUGGGUGUACAAUUCAGCGUCAACUUGUAUUUGGAUACGUUGGUGAGGAAAGAUCUGUAUUGCAAUUGGUCUUCUCUGGGAAGCAGUGGAUACUUCCAACGUCCAAUGAUGGUGCUCGGGGAGGUGGUGAUGGUCAGCAAGUUCAGCUGACCACUCUUCUGUCUUUUGGUCAUCCAGAGAGUUGCCCAGAAAGGGGUUCCAAGCCUUCGUUGCCCCCCCUUCCAUUUGGGUCAGUGCCAAGCCCUUCUGUGGGUGGGGUCGCUGUUUCGUCAUUUGGAAGUCAGCGCAGUCACCAAAUGCAGUGGUGGAAAGUCAAGCCGCUGCAUUACUUCGCCAGAGAACUCUUUGCUAAAAAGUUGUCAUUUCAGCCAUACCUUUCCACCAGUUCGCAUCAGCACAGUUCUAGAGAAUCAUCUACAAGAGCAGCUCAUCUGCAAGAGUGGCAAUGUCAACUUCAAGAAGGUCUCUCGUCUUCAUCCAUGUCUUCGUCAAUGUAUCUUCAUCCACAGUCUUCCAUCAAUACAGCAGUCGUCCAGGCAACCAACACGGCAGCGUCUACUUACACAAACUCUCGUUAUCAGAAUCACCACUUCCAGCUGAAGAAGUACGACCACUUCCACCCCUACAAGCCAGUCAAGCACCAGAAUAAGUAUCAGUAUCAGUUUACCGGUAUACCUCAAGGCAGAGUUGAAGCCAUCCUGUAGCCUAGGUCACCGUUUCUCAAGCCACGGAUCCCAACGAGCCAAUCGUCGAGGGAUAAGAAGAGGAGGAGUCGCCCAACGAGCCAGUGGAGUCCGCCGCCCUAGCCAGAGGAGUUCCCAACGCGCCAGUGCAGUGUCAACACGCCAGUCCUCUCCCAACGAGCCAGAUCAUCGCCCAGGAGCCGACGCCACCAGGGUAGCAGUUGUCCAUUCCUUUGUCAAUGAUGUUCAUCUGUUACUUGUUAUCUUCAUCUUUAUCCGUUACCUAUUGUCUCUCCUACAAGAAUGUCAAUCAAGUGUCUAAUGUCGUCAUUUGUUAUACAUAUUUCCCAACUAGACCAAUGAAAUGUUCUUUUGCUUUUAGCAACACCUGAUUCCAGUGGUGUUGCACCAUUGAGGACUAUAAGGUUGUAUGUUUCGGAACCAAUAAUUGGCCAGCUGAAAGCUGUACUUAGUAUGACCUUGUUGUCCUCGAUUUAGACAUGUUUGUGUUAUUUUUCUUCUCUUGUGAUGUAUGAUUUCGUCACAGAUGUGGACUGUAUCUUUCUCGCAAAGUCAGAUCAGAGUCUGUGUGUGGUUUGAAAUCACACAGCGGAAAUAAAGUAAUUAUGGAUGUA
Branchiostoma belcheri (Belcher's lancelet) is the source of this 5079-nucleotide messenger RNA. Its product is annotated as leukocyte receptor cluster member 8 homolog. Gene Ontology annotation, cellular component: nucleus. Lineage: Eukaryota; Metazoa; Chordata; Leptocardii; Amphioxiformes; Branchiostomatidae. The transcript is spliced from 15 exons. The record is from RefSeq and is a predicted model, not a curated record. Bases 45 to 2552 code for a protein of 835 amino acids.